CUUUUCAGGGGAGUGUCCUUGUCUCGAGUUGCCUUUGAACACAACACACAGACUUUCUCCUUCCACUCAAAAUUAAACGGAUUUCCGGAAACUGCAUCCACUUCUAACUCAACUCUGACGGCCAUAGAAUGAACACCUAUAUGGGCCUCUUACGGAAUCAUGGUCGGCGCUUGUGGACACUACGGAUGGAUCGAAGGAGCUUCCUCUUCUUCCAACAGCACCGCCUGCACCACCCAGUCACAACGCCCACACCGACGCCGACUGUGGAGCGGCGGGGGAUCGAUCCCAAGUGCCGGUUCAUGCAGUACCGCCGCUCAAACGAAACCUUCAAGCGCCUCGCCAUGGUCUCCGAGGACGGCAGCAAGAUGGUCGAGCUGUCCAGUCUCACCUGCGCCUCGCCCAACAUGCAGGACUUCAUCCAGCAGCGCUACGCCAUGGACAACCUGCUGGACAGUGUGCAGUACAUGAAGGUCGAGGAUGUCGAUGCUGUGGACUUUCAACUGCUUCCCCCCAUCGAGUGCCCCAGCAAGAUCAUAGCUGUCGACUGCAAUUACUUGGAUAAUUGCGAUGAGCAGCACAUCUCUAUUCCCCGCGAGCCUGCCUUCCACGUCAAGUUCUCCAAUUCCAUCACCGGAGCUCUGGACCCCAUCAAGGCCCCCCACUCCAUGAAGCGAAUCGACUACGGAUGUCACCUGGCCGUGGUCAUCGGCAAGAAAUGCAGAGAAGUAACCCCCAAGGAGGCACUUAACUACGUGUUCGGAUUUAUGGUGGCCCAGGACAUCGUGACCAAGGAGAGGAAUGCCGUUCUAGGCGGUCACACGCUAGACACCUUCCUCCCGGUGGGGCCCAUCAUUCUCCACCGCUGCCACAUGCCCGACGUCAACAACCUCUGGAUCCGGACCCUGGUCAACGGCGAGAUCCGGCAGUCUGGCAAUACGCGGGAUAUGAUCUUCAAGGUCGACUUUCUGAUUCACCGUCUGUCUCACUGCCUCACCCUGUAUCCUGGCGAUGUCAUUCUCACUGGAACGCCCGCCGGAGCUGGAGCCUACCAAAAGCCAACGCGCUUCCUCAAGCCCGGCGAUCUCAUCGAAAGUGAGAUUCAAAAUUUAGGAAAAAUGUGCAAUAAAGUCAUCAAUCCCUAUGUCUAGAAGCGAGAAGAUGAGGCUAAGGGAUGACAGGUGACGAAAAAAAAAUAAGAAAAAUUUUACAAAUUGACUUUAAAAUUUUGAACAGAGAAGGAUUCAUGUCUAACGUAUAUAAUGUUUUGAAACAUAUCAGUGUCGUAUGUGUAACAUAUUCAAGUCGACGUUGAUAAAUCCAUGUAUGAACGAACG
Molecule: messenger RNA, 1334 nt
Organism: Drosophila bipectinata
Lineage: Eukaryota; Metazoa; Arthropoda; Insecta; Diptera; Drosophilidae
Product: oxaloacetate tautomerase fahd2, mitochondrial
Molecular function (GO): catalytic activity
Source: RefSeq, a predicted model, not a curated record